This is a messenger RNA of Mytilus californianus (California mussel), 1065 nucleotides long. Its product is annotated as ankyrin-1-like. The coding region runs from base 1 to 1065 and encodes 354 amino acids. The record is from RefSeq and is a predicted model, not a curated record. NCBI's taxonomy places the organism in Eukaryota, Metazoa, Mollusca, Bivalvia, Mytilida, Mytilidae. Gene Ontology annotation, molecular function: protein binding. The transcript has 11 exons.
AUGCCUUGUUUAAAGGGAUACACACGACUUGUGGGAAACGACGGUGACACUCCCUUACACUUUGCUGCUCGAUACGGAUCAUAUGAUAUAGUCCAACUGCUACUAAAAAGAACAGAUGUAGAUCCAAAUAAAGAAAAUAAGGACGGUGACACUCCCUUACACUUUGCUGCUCGAUAUGGAUCAGAUGAUAUAGUCCAACUGCUACUAAAAAGAACAGAUGUAGAUCCAAAUAAAAGAAAUAAGGAUGGGAACACUGCAUUUGACAUAGCGGCAGAAUCAGAAUAUUUUGAUAUAGUCAAACUGUUAUUAGGAAGAACAACUAUAGAUCCAACAAGAGUAUAUGAGGAUGGAAACAUUAUCUUACACAAAGCUGCUAGAAGUAGAGAACUCGAAUUGGUCCAAUUGUUACUACAAAUAUCAAAUAUAGAUCCAAAUCAAAAGAAUAAAGAUGGAAACACUGUCUUACACAAAGCUGCUAGAAGAGGAGAACUCGAAUUGGUCGAAUUGUUACUAGAAUUAUCAAAUAUAGAUCCAAAUCAAAGGAAUAAGGACGGUGACACUCCCUUACACGUUGCGGCCCGAAAAGAAUCACAUAAUAUAGUCCAACUGCUUCUAGAAAGAACAGAUAUAGAUCCAAAUAAAGGAAAUAAGGACGGUGACACUCCCUUACACGAUGCGGCCCAAAAAGAAUCACAUAAUAUAGUCCAACUGCUUCUAGAAAGAACAGAUAUAGAUCCAAAUAAAGGAAAUAAGGAUGGGAACACUGCAUUUGACAUAGCGGCAGAAUCCGAAUAUUUUGAUAUAGUCAAACUGUUAUCAGGAAGAACAACUAUAGAUCCAGCAAGAGUAUAUGAGGAUGGAAACACUAUCUUACACAAAGCUACUAGAAAAAGAGAACUCGAAUUGGUCCAAUUGUUACUAGAAAUAUCAAAUAUAGAUCCAAAUCAAAAGAAUAAGGAUGGAAACACUGUCUUACACAAAGCUGCUAGAAGAGGAGAACUCGAAUUGGUCGAAUUGUUACUAGAAAUAUCAAAUAUAGAUCCAAAUCAAAGGAAUAAGGUAUGA